AUGGCGGAGAUAAUUCAGGAACGCAUAGAAGAUCGACUCCCCGAAUUGGAACAGCUGGAGCGUAUUGGAUUGUUCAGUCAUGCGGAGAUUAAGGCUAUCAUUAAGAAGGCUUCAGAUCUGGAAUACAAAAUACAGCGAAGAGCUCUUUUUAAGGAAGACUUCAUCAAUUAUGUUCAAUAUGAAAUUAAUCUUUUGGAGUUGAUUCAGAGAAGAAGAACUCGCAUCGGGUAUUCAUUUAAGAAGGAUGAGAUUGAGAAUUCUAUCGUACACCGGGUACAAGGUGUCUUCCGGCGUGCUUCAGCAAAAUGGAAAGAUGAUGUUCAACUUUGGCUAUCCUAUAUAGUCUUUUGUAAGAAAUGGGCCACCAAAGCUCAACUUAGCAAGGUAUUUUCUGCCAUGUUGGCCAUUCAUUCAAACAAGCCAGCUUUGUGGAUUAUGGCAGCCAAAUGGGAAAUGGAAGAUCGCUUAUCUUCAGAAAGUGCAAGACAACUAUUUCUUCGAGCUCUGCGCUUUCAUCCAGAGUGCCCAAAACUUUAUCAAGAAUACUUUAGGAUGGAGUUGAUGCAUACUGAGAAACUGAGGAAGGAAAAGGAAGAAUUUGAAAAAGCCAAAAUGGAUGUGGGGAAUCUUGAUUAUCCUGAAGAAAUCCUUAAGGGCGAGUUGGCACGGAUUAUCUACAAAAAUUCUGUGAACAUAAUUAAAGGUGCAGAAUUUCACGUGUCACUGCUUACAAUUGCACAGCUAUUUGACUUUGCCAAAGAUCUGCAAAGAGAAAUUUAUGAUGACCUUCAGGCUCUACACACAGAUGACCCUCUCACUUGGGAUUAUGUAGCACGGCGAGAAUUAGAGAUAGAGUCACAGCCAGGAGGAGAGCAGCCUGCGACAAAACAAGCCAGAGCAGUGGAGGUGGGCCGGAAGGAGGAGAGGUGCUGUGCUGUGUAUGAAGAGGCGGUGAAGACUCUCCCUACAGAGGCGAUGUGGAAGUGUUACAUCACGUUCUGCUUGGAAAGAUUCACCAAGAAGACAAGCAGUCAGUUCCUCAGAGAGAAGAGGCUGGAAAGAACCAUGAUGGCGUUCAGGAAGGCACAUGAACUCAGACUUCUACCGGAAUUUCAGUACAAGCAGUGGAUUGAGUUGUUGCUGCAUCACAACUUCUUGAAGGAAGCUUUGGAGGUGGCAGUAGCCGGGACUGAAUCGUUCAGAGACUCUGUAACGAUGUGGCAGAUGAAGCUGCAGGUGCUGAUUGACUCCGAGAGCCCCGAUGUAGCUGUGCUUUUUGAAGAAGCUUUUGCACACCUGAAAGCCCAGAUUUGUCUACCAUUGUGGAUUUCUUGGGCAGAGUGGAGCGAAGGUGCCAAAAGCCAAGAAGACACUGAAGCCAUUUUUAAGAAAGCUCUCUCAGCUGUCAAAGGUGCCGACUCCGUCACUCUGAGGGAUAAGUACCUGGACUGGGCUUACCGAAGCGGUGGCUACAAAAAGGCCAGAGCUGUGUUUAAAAGUUUGCAGGAAAGCCGUCCAUUUUCAGUUGAUUUUUUCAGGAAAAUAAUCCAGUUUGAAAAGGAGCAAGAAUCCUGCAAGAUGGUGAACUUAAGAGAAUAUUAUGAGAGGGCUUUGAGAGAGUUCGGAUCUGUAGAUUCUGAUCUUUGGAUGGAUUACAUCAAAGAAGAACUGAACCACCCCCUUGGUAGACCUGAGAACUGCGGGCAGAUAUAUUGGCGAGCCAUGAAAAUGUUGCAGGGAGAGUCAGCAGAAGCAUUUGUAGCUAAACACGCUAUGCAUCAAGCCGGCCAUUUGUGACAAGAGGAAGAACGUAGCCCCCUUUGGGAAAUAGCAUUGUAAGCCCUCUUGGCCAGAUUUGUAUUAGGAGUUCAUCUGCAGUUUGUUGAGAGAUAGCAGACAAGAUGGCUGUCUGAUUUUGGGACAUGCUUUUUUAGUUUUGUUAGCGUGUUAAUUUUUAAUUCCAGAAAAGAGAAUUGCUAUUUAGUGGCAAGAAGCUACUUGUUAAGGUCUGACCUACUACUGUACGGUCCUACAUGUUUCUCAAAAUAUAUGGAAAUCAUACAACUGAGUUUUUCUUGUUACCCUUGGUCAAGAAUGAAUAGCUCUAAACUGUACCUAGAGGCCAGUAAUAAUGGAGGGGAAAGUACAGUUCCAUUUGUUUGUUCUCUCCUUAUUAAAAAAGUAUACAUGGGGCCCCUGGGCGGCUCAGUUGGUUAAGCGUCCGGCUUCGGCUCAGGUCACGGUCUCAGGG
Molecule: messenger RNA, 2251 nt
Organism: Puma concolor (puma)
Lineage: Eukaryota; Metazoa; Chordata; Mammalia; Carnivora; Felidae
Gene: UTP6
Product: UTP6 small subunit processome component
Biological process (GO): maturation of SSU-rRNA from tricistronic rRNA transcript (SSU-rRNA, 5.8S rRNA, LSU-rRNA)
Cellular component (GO): Pwp2p-containing subcomplex of 90S preribosome; small-subunit processome
Molecular function (GO): snoRNA binding; protein binding
Source: RefSeq, a predicted model, not a curated record